This is a messenger RNA of Microstroma glucosiphilum, 657 nucleotides long. RefSeq lists its product as hypothetical. Bases 139 to 534 code for a protein of 131 amino acids. The transcript has a single exon. The record is from RefSeq and is a predicted model, not a curated record. NCBI's taxonomy places the organism in Eukaryota, Fungi, Basidiomycota, Exobasidiomycetes, Microstromatales, Microstromataceae.
CAGCAAGACCACUUCUUGCUAUCAGAUCCGCACAGAGCACGUCAAUGGUGGUGGAAGUCAGGACAGCCAGCCCAUUGUGUACGCCUGUGAGAUGUCUCUAUUGUCACGAGUGGCUGCAUCAGUGGCGAGGCUGAGCUGAUGGCCCCUGUUGUUGUCUCACCCUCUGUUCCUUCCUUCCUUCUUCCCUUUGGUCUUUCCCUUUGGUCCUUCCCCCCUCGCCCACCGACAUUGAGCUGCACCAUGAGGCACCCGCGUAGGAAGUCCCCCCUCUCUCGCGCGUGUGAUUGCCCCGACGUGCAGCACCUGUCAAAGGGCUUUGUCCACCUCGCUUCGCCCUUCCCGAGCGGGACUACAAAGGGAUGUACGGACCUGUUUGGCUGCAGGGCAGGCAGCGCAGGGCAGGGCGGGGUGGGCAGGCACAAGUUUUUGUCUGCCCGCCUGCCUGCAGUCCACUCUCGCGGCGAUCAGGCCUACCGCCUACAGCGGAGGUGGGGCCGGCCGGGCGGGCGCCAACAGUCAGGAGGGCCCGAAUGAAAUCGAUCAGCUAGUCUAGACUAGUCUAUUUCCCCCCCACCCCCCCACCAGACAAGGAGAAGAGGGGGGUGACAAGCCCGAUCAGCUUCUGCUGUCGUCAUUAGUACAAAGGAGGAAAGAGGC